Dama dama (fallow deer) is the source of this 1073-nucleotide messenger RNA. Its product is annotated as T-cell leukemia homeobox protein 1. Gene Ontology annotation, molecular function: RNA polymerase II cis-regulatory region sequence-specific DNA binding; DNA-binding transcription factor activity, RNA polymerase II-specific. The transcript is spliced from 2 exons. Bases 288 to 1073 code for a protein of 261 amino acids. Lineage: Eukaryota; Metazoa; Chordata; Mammalia; Artiodactyla; Cervidae. The record is from RefSeq and is a predicted model, not a curated record. Gene Ontology annotation, biological process: animal organ development; regulation of transcription by RNA polymerase II. Gene Ontology annotation, cellular component: nucleus.
ACUGAGAGGCUAGCUCGCACAGGGCUUUUUCGCCUGGUGAUUGAUGUCCCAGAGUCAACAGCGAGCGAGCAGCCGGUGAGGGGAAGGAGCCGUAGGAGAGGGGAAGAAUACGGCGCCCCCUCUCUCCUCCCCCCCCCCCACUUUAGCCCUUCUGCGCACUUCGCCUCCAAGUCUCCACGCAGCCAGGAGCCGCUGCCGCCUCCGCGCCGCCGCGCUCUGUCCCCGAGCCAAACACAGCGAGUGCCACCGCCCGGGCCCCCCCCGCGGGGCCGGGGUCGGGGGCCAGCAUGGAGCACCUGGGUCCUCACCAUCUCCACCCGGGCCACGCGGAGCCCAUCAGCUUUGGCAUCGACCAGAUCCUCAACAGCCCAGACCAGGGCGGCUGCAUGGGGCCCUCCUCGCGCCUCCAGGACGGAGAAUACGGCCUUGGCUGUUUGGUUGGAGGCGCCUACCCUUACGGCGGCGGGGGCCCCGCAGCCGGGCCGGGGGCCGGGGGCGCGGGGGCCUAUAGCGCUGGAGGGCCGAGUGGCCCGGGUGGCCCGGCGGGCGGCGGCGGCGGCGCCUGCAGCAUGGGCCCGCUGGCCGGCUCCUACAACGUGAACAUGGCCUUGGCGGGCGGCCCCGGUCCCGGUGGCGGCGGCGGCGGCGGCGGGGGUGGCGGCGGCGGGGGCGCGCUGAGUGCUGCGGGGGUGAUCCGAGUGCCUGCGCACAGGCCGCUAGCUGGAACAGUGGCCCAUCCUCAACCUCUGGCUACCGGUUUACCCACCGUGCCCUCCGUGCCUGCCGUGCCGGGCGUCAACAACCUCACCGGCCUCACCUUCCCCUGGAUGGAGAGUAACCGCAGAUACACAAAGGACAGGUUCACAGGUCACCCCUAUCAGAAUCGGACGCCCCCCAAGAAGAAGAAGCCGCGCACGUCCUUCACGCGCCUGCAGAUCUGCGAGCUGGAGAAGCGCUUCCACCGCCAGAAGUACCUGGCCUCGGCCGAGCGCGCCGCCCUGGCCAAGGCGCUCAAAAUGACCGACGCGCAGGUCAAAACCUGGUUCCAGAACCGGCGGACAAAGUGGAGGUGA